UGGUUUGCUUUUUUAUUUAUCUUGCCUGAGAUAAGUUGCGUUUCCUGGAUCUAAGAAUUUGUUUUAAAAGUUUUAGAAAACGUAUUAUUUUUAUUUCAUCUCCAUUUUUCCUUGUGGAGUUCCAAUUCGAUACACGUUAAAUCUUCUAUCUACCAAGUCUCUUUACCUCUCUCUCGCAUUUCAGCAGUUUAUUCCAGUUCACUGAUUCUUUGUGUCAAAUCUGUUCAACUUUCCUCUUAGUGUUUUUAUCUCAACAUCAACUUGUCAUUCAACAAGCUUUCAUUUUUGAAAGUUCCUAAUCUUCCUUCCAAAAGUGUCUGCUUUUUCCUGAUUGUUGUUGUAAGUUCAUUUUUGUAAUUACAACCUUUAAAUCCUUAAAAAGUUCAUACAAUAGCUGUUCUAAAUUUUGUAUCUGACAGUUUCAACAUCUGCAGUCUAAAAGUCUGUGGUUUCUGGGUUCUGUUGACUCUUACAGAGGCUUGUCUUCUCAAGCUGUAAUCUCUUUGUUUGAUGUACAUCCGUGAGAGUCUUGCAGAAUCAACUUGAAGAAAUUUUCCUUCAGAGAAGGCUCGCUUCUGCCUCUGCUCUAAGCCAAGGGGUGCCCCGCACCAGGAACUGUUACCCCUUCUGAGAGUUUUGGCUCAAAACAGAGUUUUAAGCUUAGUUUCCCCUCCUCGCUGCUGUUGCAAGGUAAUAUGCUCACAGUCAGUACUGCUCGCCUUCCUCCUUCCGCCCACCUGCCUUCCAGUUUGGCUCCAUGCUGCACCACCUCACCACCGCACCAGCCUUGGCGCCCCGUCUCUGUGGCCUAGGCUUCCAGCCCCCACCUCGGGCCCAGCUCCUGGCCACUGCCGAUGCAGAUCUUUGUUUCAUUUUGAAGAAAAGGUCCCUGGAGACCUCUCCUACCUUUUGCCAGACCAUUGGUGUCUCAGUGUGUGUGUAAACAAGAAGUCUGAGUUAUGGGGAAGUUGUAGGAGAGUUCCUCAGAAUUAGUCAGACCUUCAUGACAACAGAAGCACAGCAUUUUCUAAAACAUUAAAAAUCUUAAUGACACUAAAACUCCAGGAUGGUUGGGCCAGUGGGGAAUAAAUCAUGUUAACUAAGAAAGCAAGGGAGGGAGCUACUGAGAAUAUCAAGGUUGGAAUCCAUAUUGCUUCCAGCCAGAGGCCAGUUCCUGGUCGGUGGCUCCCAUGCUGGUCUCCGAUGUUCAGGAAGUGGUGUCAGCAGAGACUGAGCUGCACCCUUUCUUUGGACAGAUGGCAGGAGAAGAGAACGUCAAGGAAGAGCUCAGAUCCCAGGAUGCUUCCAGCAACUUGAACCAGCAUGAGGCAGCAGGGCAUCCACAUUCCUGGUCUCUGGAGAUGCUGUUACACAGACUGAGGGCUGACCACACCAAGCAGGAUGACAAGUUUGCCAACCUCCUGGAUGCGGUGGGGGAGUUUGGCACAUUCCAGCAGAGGCUAGUGGCCCUCACCUUUAUCCCCAGCAUCAUGUCAGCCUUCUUCAUGUUUGCUGACCACUUCGUGUUCACAGCCCAAAAGCCCUAUUGCAACACCAGCUGGAUCCUGGCAGUGGGCCCCAACCUGUCUGAAGCUGAGCAGCUGAAUCUGACCAUACCCCGAGGACCCAAUGGCAGUUUCCUGAUGUGCCUCAUGUACCUUCCUGUGCCUUGGAAUCUGGAUUCUAUCAUCCACUUUGGCCUCAACGACACAGACAAAUGCCAAGAUGGGUGGAUCUAUCCUGACGCUAAGAAGAGAUCGCUGAUCAAUGAGUUUGACUUGGUAUGUGACGCGAAGACGAAGAAGGACACUGCACAUAUCGUGUUCAUGGCAGGAAUCCUGAUAGGCUCUCUCAUCUUCGGGCUCAUAACUGACAAGAUGGGCCGCUACCCUGCUAUCCUGCUGUCACUGCUGGGGCUGAUCAUCUUCGGCUUUGGGACAGCCUUCGUGAACAGCUUUCACCUGUAUUUGUUAUUUCGCUUUGGCAUCUCGCAGUCAGUGGUGGGCUACGCCAUCAGCAGCAUUUCUUUGGCCGCUGAGUGGUUAGUGGGCGAGCACCGGGCCCACGCCAUUAUCCUGGAACACUGCUUUUUCGCUGCUGGGGCCAUGUUGCUGACGGGGAUCGCCUACAGUCUUCCCCACUGGCGGCUGCUGUUUCUGGUGGGUGGGGUACUUGCGGUCCCCCUCAUCUCCUAUAUCUGGAUUCUCCCGGAGUCCCCACGGUGGCUGAUGACGAAAGGGAAGGUGAAGGAGGCCAAGCAGAUGCUGUGCUACGCUGCAAGUGUGAACAAGACGACCAUUCCUUCAAAUCUGCUGGAUGAGGUGCAGCUGCCCAGAAAGAAGAUGACUCAGGCCUCUGUCCUGGACUUCUGUAAGAAUAGGCAGCUCUGCAAGGUGAUCUUGGUGAUGAGCUGCGUGUGGUUUACCGUCAGUUACACCUAUUUUACGUUGAGCCUGAGAAUGAGAGAGCUGGGCGCGAGCGUCCACUUCAGACGUGUGGUCCCCAGCAUCAUGGAGGUGUCUGCCCGGCUGUGCUGCAUCUUUCUCCUCCGGCAGAUUGGGAGGAAGUGGAGCCUGGCUGCGACUCUCCUCCAAACCAUCGUCUGGUGCUUGCUUCUCCUUUUCCUCCCUGAAGGGGAGGAUGGCCUCAGACUCAGGCCGCCACGUUGUCCAGCCACAGGGCGGAAAUCCAUGACGAUCUUGGUGCUCACACUUGGAGAGUUCAGCCUGGCCGCCACUGUCACUGUGUUCUUCCUCUACACCGCCGAGCUCCUCCCCACUGUGCUCAGGGCGACAGGUCUGGGACUGGUGUUUCUGGCCUCGGCGACUGGAGCCAUCUUGUCCUUGACAAUCAUCAACCAGACCCCCUCCUUCCUGCCCAUCUUUCUGUGCUGUGUCUUAGCCAUCGUGGCCUUUUCCCUCUCCUUCCUGCUACCGGAAACGCGAGACCAGCCCCUCUUCGACAGCCUGGACCACUCCCCACAGAUGAGGAAUAAGGUCAAGGACAUGACGCCUGAGGAUACGUCAUCUGACGAUAUGUCAUCUGAUGAUAUAUCUGAAGAAGCGGCCAAGAACGUCAUUCUCAAUGCCCAGAUCCUGAGAUUAGUCCCAUACCCUGUCUCCAAACCUGCCUAGGAUCAAUAAAGAGGAAGCAAACAUCCAGGCUCCCCGAGGGCCAGGCCCCCAGACCAUCUUGGGUUGGAAUUGAGUGGCCAAGUAUGGGGUCGUGGAUUCCAGGCCACAGAUUCCAGGCCCAGUUCAGUCUGUGGGGCAGGAUCAGUCCUGCUCCCGGACCAGCACUUGACAUUAAAAAAAAAUGGCCCCCCUUCUGCGGGAGCUCUGCUGUGAUUCAUUCCAAUAAAGGUACAAUGUUGGUCUUGA
Chlorocebus sabaeus (green monkey) is the source of this 3380-nucleotide messenger RNA. RefSeq names its product solute carrier family 22 member 14 (gene SLC22A14). NCBI's taxonomy places the organism in Eukaryota, Metazoa, Chordata, Mammalia, Primates, Cercopithecidae. Gene Ontology annotation, molecular function: transmembrane transporter activity. The record is from RefSeq and is a predicted model, not a curated record. Gene Ontology annotation, biological process: transmembrane transport. Gene Ontology annotation, cellular component: membrane.